AUGGCCACUUAUUUACCCCAGAGGGCCCAUGCACACGCCUGCCUAGCUGCACCCCACCCUGCCGAACCCCCGCAGCCGAAACGUUACCGAAACACCGAAUGGUGCAAUGGUACAUCACACCUACGUAGUGUAGUCAGUGAGCUAUCACACGAAGAUAAUAAGCAUUUUGCGUCGGCGCUUCUCGGGUUAGUGGCCCUCGCGACUUCAUCCGGUUGGGAUUGCUUGGCGCCUGGGCCGGGUGUGGUGGUGGUGCAUGGAUUAUCACUCGACGCUGGUGGGAGGGGACCUUUAUCGGAUGGUAAAACAUACGAGGCGGAAAUGUUGAGUUUGUGGUGGUUUUUUGCUGCAUUUUUUGUGCAGGAGGGUAUAUAG
This is a messenger RNA of Morchella importuna, 372 nucleotides long. RefSeq lists its product as uncharacterized. The record is from RefSeq and is a predicted model, not a curated record. The transcript has 2 exons. The coding region runs from base 1 to 372 and encodes 123 amino acids. NCBI's taxonomy places the organism in Eukaryota, Fungi, Ascomycota, Pezizomycetes, Pezizales, Morchellaceae.